CCUCUGUAUUUUCGGAGCCGUUUUGGUUAAAGUUUUGUCUGCAAGCUGCAGCUGCGAUUCUCCCGCGCUGACUGAUAAUUGGCACUUGCAUUUCUCAGCCAUGCAGGACACCACCGCCUGCCCCAGUGGCUGCUCCAUCAAGAGCGACGCGUCCACGCAUUUCGAGGCCCAGACGCUGUCGGUGAGCUCCCUGCCCGCCCUGCACGACGCGCAGGACGGCCUGUACGGGCCGCUCCUUCGCGAGUCGGGGUCGGCCGUCCUCUUCGGGUGGUGGCCCCGCUCCCGCUCUUGGGUCCGGACGGAGCUCGCCGAGCGGACGACGCGGUGCCUUCCCGCGGUGCGGCCGAGGGUGGACUUCGUUGCGCUCCCGCUGCUGCCCGAGGUCGAGGAGCUCUGGGGCUGCUGGAGCGAGGCGCACGGACUGGUCUCCGAUCAGGCCGUGUGGUUCCACCCGAGGCUCGAAGGACCCAGCGCCUCCGACGAUCCUGCCCUGGCAGUCUGCAGGGAGGUCUUGGCGCAGCUGGCCGGCUCCCGUAAUGUGGUGUUCUAUCCGAUGUACUGGCUUCCUGAGAUCGCGCAGGAAGCCACGACCUUCAACAUGCCGAUGAUUGGGGACCCCGAGGAUCACAGGCUCAUGCCCCUGAACGCGGCCAAGGCCUGGCUCCACCCGCACGUCGGUGCCCGUGACAGCUCUUGCCUGCGCACUGUGCUCUCUGCCCUCGGAGGCCGAGUCCGGGGGCCAAGGGGCUUCGUGGCCUACAACGUCGAUGAGUUGCGAGAGGCUUUGGUGCAGCUUCGUCGGGAGUGCCCCGCUGGGACGAAGUUCGUGCUGAAGCCAGCGGCGGGUUCUGGGGGCUGCGGCGUCGUGCUUGAUGCAACGGAGGCCCAUUUAGACGCCUUCGUGUUCGGCUCGUCUGGGGGCUCAGCGAUCCUGGAGGAGAUGAUUAUCGGCCUUGACAUCCCGCAGUCCCCAACACUCUACAUGAUCGGGGACACACCUUGUGGGCCCCUUGCCGAUCAAGUACUUGCAGACGACUGCGCCACCAAUCUGGGAAACAGGUUCCCAUCCAUGUUGCAAGGUGAGGACCUCUUCAGCGCUUGCGUGACAGCUUCCCAGGAGAUCAACAAGACUUGGGGUAUGACAAGUAAUUGGGGCCUCGACUUUGUCCUUGACAAGGGUGGAGACGCAGUCAUCGUGGACAUCAACAUGGGACGCCCGAAUGGGAACUUCGCCGUCCGGUUGUGGGCCAGCAUUUCAGAGAAACCGUUGACCGUGUUCACAGGAUCGUGGACGGUUCCUUUACACGGACCUUCCAUCGAGAGUAUCUUCGAGUCCUUACGUGCGGCGAACAUCCUCUGGAACGGCGAUGAGGGGGUCAUUGUGUACCAGUAUGUGCCUGGCUGUCCUUCCAGCUAUGCCAUUGCGAGUGCACAUGGUCCCGAUGGUGUUUCUCAGCUUCAAGUGCGUCUGUCCAAGAUAAUGCUUGAUGUGAAUGGCAUUGUGCUGUCGUAGGCCUGUAGUCAGCAUCUAAGGUCGGUGCGUCUUUCGAAUACCUUGCACUUACCAAAUGUACGGCAGCAUUGCCGACAGAGCACAGGCCCCACACGAACUGUGGGCGCCAGUUAUCCUGUGGGCUUGGUCGCGCCUACGGGCUUUGCAGGUGCACAUAGUGCCACAUUGGCGCUUGUACGUUCAUGCGCAGAUUUCGGUGCGUCGCAAAUUCAGACGACGCAACAUGUGCUUGUUCACGCCCAUGCUUGUACAGUCUAGCAGUCUCUGGCGGUAGUGUCGAGCAAAGCAUGCGUUCAUAUCAACAGUCGCCCUUGCCAGCGCUUUGCAUGUGAGUCCGCUCAAGAAGGCGGUUUUGGUGUCCAUGCUGGCUAAGGUCCGUUCUGGACGAACAGCCUUUCCGUGGCCAAAGUUUGGCUUACUUAUAGUCCUGGAGAAGGUUUGUCACAACACGUACGACGUCGUCUCAUUUAGCAGUUCGUGUCAAUUCACGUGCUGAAAGUUGUUGUACCUUAUCUUGGACGUCGUGGUUCGUGCAUGGGGGACCGACCCGAUCACGGAACCGUCAGGGAAAAAAAC
Prorocentrum cordatum is the source of this 2089-nucleotide messenger RNA. The record is from the annotation of a GenBank genome assembly. NCBI's taxonomy places the organism in Eukaryota, Dinophyceae, Prorocentrales, Prorocentraceae.